GGCAACUUCGAGUUCCGUACCAUCCCAGAUGAUUUGGCCAAGUUUGCGGACGGGAGCACUGAACAGCAGGCUCUGGGGCUACAAGCAAUGAGUAUGCUAGUCAAUACAUUCAAUAAGCAAGGUUCCAUCCGCUCGUUUACAUUGCAACGACGCCUGGCGUCGUCAUUCCGCGAUAUGUCUCUGUUGUCCAUGUUCGAAAACUGCACGCGCUUACUCACGCGCUUCAUGAAUAAGGAACUCAGCAUCAGCAGUCAGGGAGGCGAGUUGAGCAUGAUGGCGUGCCUGCAGCUGACGAUAGACAUUCUGAGCUACGACUUCAUAGGCACCGCCUCAGACGAAAGCAUCGACGAUCUAGGCACUGUCGAGAUCCCGUCGUCAUGGAAACGCACCAUCCAGGAGAACGAUCUGGUGGAGGUGUUGUUUACACUAUACGCCGACAACGAAACGGCGCAACACCCACAGAUGCGAUCCAAGACUCUCGAAUGCGUCGCACAAAUGGCAGCCAUCAAACGAAGCCUGUUUGUCACGCUGGACAGGAAGACAUACUUCUCAAAAUUCAUCACACAUUGUAUAAAGAUAAUGGACAUUAAACAAGGACUGGAAGUGGAGGAGAACUACCAUCAGUUCUGUCGCGUUUUGGCGCGCAUCAAGAUGGUAGAGAUGUCCAAUUUAGUUGAAGAGGACCUGUUCGCGCGAUUAGUGACGGCUGUGGGUGAUCUCCUGGGCGCGUCUGUUGGUGCGUGGCAGUGGGCCGGUCACUCGACUGACUACCUACUGACUGUAUGGGCGAAGUUAGUACCAGCCCUGCCCACACGCACCAAGCCGUCACCGUUACCGGCGCUGUUCGAUGUGUACUCUCCACGCAUAGCCAACGACUACUACUCGUCGCGCAUUGAUGCGGUGGAGACCAUUCUGCGGGGACAGCUGGACGAUCCCUUGAACGACCAGCGGGGUGUGUGGAUGUAG
Messenger RNA from Sphaeroforma arctica JP610, 966 nucleotides. RefSeq lists its product as hypothetical. NCBI's taxonomy places the organism in Eukaryota, Ichthyosporea, Ichthyophonida. The transcript has 7 exons. Gene Ontology annotation, biological process: protein export from nucleus. Gene Ontology annotation, cellular component: cytoplasm; nuclear pore. Gene Ontology annotation, molecular function: nuclear export signal receptor activity. The coding region runs from base 88 to 966 and encodes 292 amino acids. The record is from RefSeq and is a predicted model, not a curated record.